AUGGCAAACAUCUGCAUCAAAGAGAUUACCAAGCAUCCUGUCAACGAUAUCCCCGAUAUCUAUUACAAACUAGGUUCACGACUCAUCGAGUUGGAUCACCAUGAGAAAGCACUUCCUCUAUUCCUCGAACUAUUGAACAAAGCUGAAAAUUUGGAAUAUGAAUUUAUUUGGUUAAAACUAGGUACUAUUUAUAAAGCAUUGAAUAACUACCAAUUAGCAAUUAAAUAUCUACAAGAUUUUAUCGAUGCUGAACCAACAAACAAAGAAGCAUGUCUAUUGUUAUCUGAUAUCUAUAAAGAAACAGGUGAUCAUGAGAAAUCAUUACAAUUAUUAACUCAAGCUGAUAAUAAUAAUACAAGUGAAGAUAGUGAAAAAGGAAAGUUUGAAUCAACUCUUAAUGAUUUAGAAUCCAAACGUUUAAAGGCAACUCAACAAGAUAUUAAGGAAUUGUUCAAGGUUGCCGAUGACUUUAUGAAUCUUUCAAAGUAUCCACAGUUUCUAGGUAUUUCAAGAGCGCUGUUGAAUGGAUCCGGUGACAAUGUUAGAUUGAAGAAAAAGACGGUACUAGGUGGAGCUCUCACAAUGAGAUCGGUUCCAAGACGAAUCGAUCGUUAUAUACGACACGUAUCACAUCGUAGUAAUCAACCAUUCGCCGAGAGAUUAGAUGAAAAAGAUUACUUCUUUUUAGUGACAAAUACAUGUAAAGUAUUAUUAUUAUUUCAUAGAUAUGAUGAAGCCAGUACAUUUCUUAGAUAUGCACUCAGAAACAUUAGGUUUGUUACACAAGCCUAUUCACAUCAACUCAACUUCUUGUUAGUUGGUAUCGCCUUCAAUGUAUCGAGACCGCUACUGGCAUUCUCACACUUUAAAUAUGUUUGUACAAAGAAACCUUUUAGCAAUAGAAUAUGGAACUUGUUUAAUAAAGUUGUAUUAAUGUCAAAAGGAGAUUACUUCUUUACACAUAAAGAUUUUAUAAGAAAGCUACUAAAUGAAAAUCCUACUAGUUUACCAAUGAGAAUCAUCACUGGUAAUUCUCAAAAGACAACGGGUAACGCAAAGAGUGCACUACUCGAGUAUCUGAGAGCAUUCAAGUGUCAACCAGAAGAUCCUCUUGUCAAUCUACUCAUCAGUGUUACCAUACUAUGUCAAUCUUUAGGUAGAAAGAAUCCAGAUAGACAUAAAAUCGUAUUGACUGCAUUCUCUUUCUUUUAUAAAUAUAAAAUGAUAAGACAAAAUAAAGAACUUCAAGAAGUAUAUUAUAAUUUAGGUAGAGCAGCACAUCAAUUGGAAGACAAUCCGGAAUUGGCCUCUCAACUUAUUAAACAAUAUUGUACAAUUUAA
Molecule: messenger RNA, 1341 nt
Organism: Heterostelium album PN500
Lineage: Eukaryota; Evosea; Eumycetozoa; Acytosteliales; Acytosteliaceae
Gene: TFIIIC3
Product: tetratricopeptide repeat protein
Exons: 8
Coding region: 1-1341 (446 amino acids)
Biological process (GO): transcription by RNA polymerase III
Cellular component (GO): transcription factor TFIIIC complex
Molecular function (GO): protein binding
Source: RefSeq, a predicted model, not a curated record